AUGGAUUUCUACAAACAACGGAGGUUUAUAUGUGAGAUUACCGGCCAUUCGGGCCUGACAUUCUUCGAGGCGCUCCGCAGUGAGGUACAUUUACCAUUGGGAACCGACGAGGAAUACGCGCUAAACUUCAAGCAGACGGAGGAGUCGCGUGAGGUCAACAACAGUUUCCCAGAUGCUCUGAGAGAGCCAAUUCUGCGCCGAAUUCAGUUUUCUACCGUCUCACGGGUAGACAGCUUGGUGGAUGAGGUUUACGAAGAAUUCAAAUCAGACUUUUACCCCGGUGAAGCUGUGCUGAUUUUGCUAGAGGACAGCAGCCGACUUCACGGUACCAUCAGAGAUAAGGCCAACUUUGCAGAGCAACUCUACGCCGAUGGAACCAUCAAAACACCUGCUUUUGCUAGAUAUCUAGUUAAGAUUCUGGAUCGACAAAACGAGGAGGCUCUGCUGGACCAGGACCACAUCACGCGGGAUCGAAAGGCAUUCACGAAGUUGAUGCUGCGUGGGUUUAUUAAGAACAAUGUGACUAGAGAAUCAUGGACCGGCGCUCCAUGGUUGGUCAAGCCAUCUGUCGCAGAGACUUACAAGAUCCCGAUUGAGGUCCCCAAGCACCUGCAGUAUGGUGCGAAGGUGGCCGAAAAGAAAGCAAUGAAGAAAGCCGAUCAAGAUGGCUUCUUCGGUUUCUUCUCUUCCCAGCAGCUGCCCGAGCUGAAGCCGGCGCUCAAGGGACAGAAGUCGAAGUUGUCAGCUCACGACAUGGUCAAAUCUAGGGAGGCCCAGUAUCAAGAAUACCAGCGAUCCCUGAACGGCGAUGCCUCAUUCCUGCUGCCUUCCAACCCCCUGCGCCCUUCCAAACCGCCACUGGUUGGCGACAGGAAGCAUGCUGGUUCACCAUCAGCAGUGGUCAAGCAUGAAUCGAGAAUGGCAACCCCUCCCCCAAUCAAGUAUCCCAUUGAGGAUCUUGAACUUGCCCCCGAUGCCGAGAAACAACAUCGUCCGACCCUCAAGUUCAUGAUGGUAGGUGAUUCUGAUGAUGAAGCCGUGCAGGACCUCCUUCCGGAUGACCUAGAGCCUGAGACGGUCGGAUUACUCCUGGAAACCUGGAAUACACUGAAUGUCUACUGUGAAGUCUUUGAGCUGGACUCUUUCCCCUUCGAUGAUUUCAUCCAAGCCAUGCGAUUCUCGUCGGAGGAAAUUGAUUGUGAACUUCUUGUAGAGGUGCACUGCGCUGUCCUCAAGAAACUCGUGAACGCAUCUGACGGUGGCGAUGGCGCCGUUCAAGUCACCCUCCCAGAUUUCCCAGUCGAUGAAUCUGAUGAGUCUGAAGAAGAGGAGGAAGAGGAAGACGACGAGGAAGAGUCUCCAAAGCCUCAGACCAAGCCCGAGAGAAUGGCAACCCGAGGCAGUCUGGCUAAGGAAGAGUUGGUCACAAUCAAAUCACAGAUCGAAGAGGCCGAGCCGGAAGAAACGCGCCUGCAUCGCGCCGACGAGCUGUUCGAGAAAUCCGGUUGGAUCGACCGCCUUCGCAAACGAGACUUCCGCAACGGUGGGUGGCAGACAGUGAUGGUGGGAUUACUGCAUCAACUGUCUGUUCGACCUCGUUCGGAGCAGGUUUGCAACGACAUUCUCAAACACCUGGUGCCUCUCGAUAUUGAUCCCACCCCCAGCACUGUGCAGGAGAACUAUCAGACUUUGGACAUCAACCUGCGUGCCAAGGCACUGCAGAAAAUCUGUAUGCUGAGCUUGGAGACGAAGGCUAUCCGAAACUAUCUAGAGGAGUGCAGCAACCAGAUGACAGAGCUCCGCAAGGAAAAGAUCGAGUACCAAAAGGCGCGCAAAGCAGCACUCAUCGAGCUUCGCCAAUUACACCAGGAGCGCAAGGCUGUGCAGCCUGAACCCGAGAAGGCCGGCAAGUCACCCACCCCGGUUCCCGAACUGGACGGCCUGGACGAUUCGAGAAUGACCGGUCUCGAAGGAGACUCCGAGAUGGUUGUGGACUCAGAAGAUGAGGAUGCUCCCCGACCGCGCGCUCUGCGUGGCGGAGUGGACAGAGCCCUGGAGCGCAAACGCAAGCAAGAGCUCGAGAAGGAGCGCAAGGAGAUCCUCGCCAAGCAACCGAAGGGAUCGAAGCAGUAUCAGAAAGUCUUGAAGAAGAUCGACGACCAGAAGGCCAAGAUCGAGAAACUCCAGGAGCAAAUCGAGACCGUGGAGAACAGCCUGCGCGAAACCGACUGUCCCCGCACCAAGUGCCUUGGCCAGGAUCGCUUCUGCAACCGUUACUGGUGGUUCGAGCGCAACGCGAUGCCUUACGAGGGCAUGCCGGAGAGUUCGAGCGCCGAAGCAGGCUACGCCAACGGCCGCUUGUGGGUGCAAGGUCCGGACGAGCUGGAAUACUCUGGGUUCAUUGACGUGACCGACGAACAACGCAAGCAGUACCAGCGACACUUCCACACCACCCCGGCUGAGCGCAAGAAGCACGAAGAGGGACCGACCCAUCUCUCCAAUGCCCGUGAAUGGGGAUACUACGAAGACCCCGAGGCCCUCGACCAGCUCAUCGAAUGGCUCGAAGUACGCGGCAACCGGGAGUCCAAAUUGAUGAAGGAACUUCUCCUUCAGCAGGACGUUAUCGCCAAGUACAUGAAGACUCGCAAGGACUACCUCGCUGAAACCCCGGAGCGAGCUGAGUCGGAGGAUCUCCCCACAAAGCGCGUGACUACCCGCACCAAGACCUACGUGGACGUGAGUGACAACCGCCUCCGCUGUCUCCGCUGGAGGAACCACACGGCUCUCUCUGUCCAUGGCCAUCUUCAUGUUGACCCUGGGCGCCCGACCAAGCGCAAGCGGGUCAGCGAUGACACCCGUGGUGCGAAGGCAGCUAAACAGGCGAAGCCCUUACGGACUCGUGCGCAGCGCAAGGGCUGA
Penicillium olsonii is the source of this 2919-nucleotide messenger RNA. The record is from the annotation of a GenBank genome assembly. Lineage: Eukaryota; Fungi; Ascomycota; Eurotiomycetes; Eurotiales; Aspergillaceae.